This is a messenger RNA of Paramecium pentaurelia, 2421 nucleotides long. The record is from the annotation of a GenBank genome assembly. Lineage: Eukaryota; Ciliophora; Oligohymenophorea; Peniculida; Parameciidae.
AUGGAUUAAUUUAUUGCAUAAUUUAGUGAUAAAAAAAGUGGAACAGAUAUAAGGAAUGAUGUGGCAAAUAAGUAAUAUAAGAAUAUAUAUAUAUUAAAGCAAAGACAUGACUAUAUUAAUUUAAGCAAUGCGUAAAAUAAUGGGGGAAAAGAAUCCACCUAAAGAAUGUUUAUAUGGCUUGAAAGUGGUCAAGGAUUGUAUUGAAAAGUUUAACAAUAAAUUUAAAAAUUAAGUCAAAAAUGAAUUGAUUGAACUCAUAUAUGAAGUAGCUAUUUACAGGAUUCAAGUUAACGAUGAUUUAAGAGGGAAUACAUAUUUCGAAAAUCCAGAUGAUGAAAAAGCGAUUAAAUAAUUUGGAGCUAGUUAUAUACGAUUAGCAUUAGAUUGCAUCAGAGUAUGGUCCCUUUGGUUUCCUGACUUCAAAAUUUAUGGAGAGAGAUUAGAAAAAGAAUAAGGAUAUUUACCAGAUAUAGUCUAUUUCAAAUAAGAUUUAAUUAAUAAGCACAUUCCUAAAAUUUAAGUAGCUGCAACACUUCUUGAUGAUAAUGGAUCAAUUUAAAAUAAAAUGAGAUAAGUGAAUGAUCAAUUAAUUAAUUAUCUGUAAACUUAUACAGAAAUAAAUUCUUUCCUUUAAGAUGAAUUAGAAAAAAUAAAUAUUUAGAUUAUACAUUAGAUAUUUUAAAUAGUGAAAAUAUAAUUUUUAGAGAAAUACAUCUUAACAUAUCCUAAAUUAAAAUAUGGUAGAAUUUCUUAUGAAGAAUUUCGUAUGCAACUUUAAUCAAUUUUAUAAUAGAAUUAGGGUUGUCAAAAAGAGGAAUCCUAAAAAUAGUAAACAAUUAAUCAAUCUCCAUAAUAAAAAUAAUUCCAAUAAAUUUAGUAAAGUUAAAUAAUUAAAAAUGAUGAACAAAAAGAAAUUGAAAAUUUAAAAAGUCAUCUAAAGUUAGCAUAAUUAGAAUGUGAAAAAUUUCGUACUAACAUUUAAUAAAAUAAUAAAGAAAUAUAAGAGAUAUAAUUUGAACUUAAUAAAUAUAAAAUUGAGACAGAAGAUCUUAAAAUUAAAAAUUCAAAUGAUUCAUUAAAUUAUGAACGCUUAUUGAAGGGAUUUUAACAAUAGAUUGAUAAUUAUAAGCAUUUAUUUGAAUUAUCUUUAAAAAAGUCAACUUAAGAGUAAUAGGAAUUAAUUACUUAAUAUUAAUAGGAAUAAAAAUAAAAUUAAUAAAAGGAAAUAGAGAAUUUUAAUGUUGAAAGAAAUUCUCUAUUAGAGCAAUAAAAAAUAUAAUAAUAAAAAAGAGAUACUAAUAUUAGUGAAUAUGAAUAUAUGAUUCUGAAGUAGAAGUAUGAUGAUUUAUAUAAUAAGUAUAUUAUUUUGAAAGAAGAGAACGUUAAAUUCAAUUAAAUACAUUAAAAGUAUGGAGAUUAAAUAGAAAAUUAAAGUAAAAUAAAUUAAAGUCUUUCUAAAUAACAAAUUUAUUAAGAUAUAAAUUCUAAUGUUGUUUUUUAUAAUUGUAAAGGAUCUGAUAUUUAAAAAUUGGAAUCCAAUAAAAAUUAAAUUUAAUCGAUAAUAGAUUCUAAUAUGAAUGAUGUUUCAAAAUUAAUACAUCCUCAUAAAAAUGUUUCUGAUUAAUAUAGGUUAAAUAGAAAAAAGUAGUUUAAAGGAAAUUUCAUUAAUAGAUAUGAAUUAGAAUUAUAAUUGAAUUAAAUUAAUCUCCACAAUUUUAAGAAAGCUAGCUUAAAUAAAUUAGAUACACUAUAUUAAACAAAUUAAAUUGAAAUUAAAUCUAGAUAAUAACUAAUCUAUGAUUAAAAUAAAUAAGAAUUUGUGUCCACAACUAUCAGCAUAACAAAUAAGGGAUUAUAAGUUAUUUAAUUUGAAAUUAAAGAAAAUAAUUAAAAUAUAUAGGUUAAUAAAGAAACUAAAAGCACUUUGAUUUAAUCACAACAGACUAUCAUUCAUGAAUUCAUAAGAGAACCAAAUGUUAUGCUUCAUAAAUUAACAUAAAUAAACAUUUCUGUUAAGUAAUACUUCAAUAUUAUAUUAGUUUUGAUAAUUCUAUACUUUAUCUUCCAAGUAUUUUAAUAAAUUGUAUCAAAUUUAAUCCUAUUGAAGCUAUUUCUUUCAAAUCAAUAAAAAAAUAUUUUUCAGGUAAAAUUUUAGCAACUUAAUUGCUACCAAUAGGUUGUAAAGCAGAAUUAAUAUAAUUAAGUGAAUAAGGACAACUUUUGAAUUAAAUGAAAUUAAAAAAUAAAGAUUCAAUAAUUGAAAGUAAAUAUGGAUUUAAAGCUGUCUUAUAAAAUUAAUUAGAAUUUUAUUUAGAAUUAAUUAUUACACCUUGUGAUGAAUUUCUAUUUAGAGGAUUCACACCCUUUGAUGAAGAAAAAUUGUAAUUCAUUUUAAAUGGCUUAUCAAAUUUAUACAGUUGA